This is a messenger RNA of Diprion similis, 4526 nucleotides long. Its product is annotated as ankyrin repeat domain-containing protein 12. The transcript has 10 exons. The coding region runs from base 319 to 3429 and encodes 1036 amino acids. Gene Ontology annotation, molecular function: protein binding. The record is from RefSeq and is a predicted model, not a curated record. Gene Ontology annotation, cellular component: nucleoplasm. Lineage: Eukaryota; Metazoa; Arthropoda; Insecta; Hymenoptera; Diprionidae.
UGUCGUCAUAAAUAUUAUCGUUUUGAAGGCACAUGCUACGUCGUGAAAUCGAAUUAAAUGGCAGAAAAAGCGUAUAAUCUGAAUGGAACUUGUGUUAAGUGAUCGUGAGAAAGAAAAGGGCCGAUCGGGCUAUACGAAGCAGUGAAUAUCUGGCGUAUUGGCGCCCGCUGGUAAAGUAAAAGUGGCGUGAAGUUGCCCCUCGUUUCUAGGUUAUGUUUACUUCUCCUCCAAAGCCCGCGUACAGCGAGGGGUUCACUGGUGUGACAAGUGGUUGUUCUCGUGAUUUUUAAGCAUUGUUUUUUAAGUUAUGAGGACGGAAUGCCCGCGGGUAGGCCCAGGGGCGGUAACGGUGGGUUCCGCGGUCACCCAGCGCCCAUGUCAGAGCGUCAGCAACUCGCUCUCCUUCUGCAAAUGACCUCGCAGGACAAGGAAUCGGGAGGGAUUAGUCCCAGCAGUAUAAGCGUCCAAAGUACUUCAAGUGAGCAGCACCGAGCCUCAAGAAGUCGAUGUAGAAACGAACGCGGUGAAACUCCGUUGCACGUUGCUGCAAUUCGAGGGGACGAAGCUCAGGUACGACGCCUUCUUGCAAGAGGUGCAGAUCCCAACGCUAAGGAUUUUGCUGGGUGGACCCCGCUACACGAGGCCUGCAACCACGGGUGGUUGGGCACGGCACGGAUUCUUAUCGAAGCUGGCGCUUCUGUCAACGCUCUUGGACUAGAUGACGACACUCCGCUUCACGACGCCGCAGUCAACGGUCACCAAGAGCUCGUGAAAUUACUGGUCGACAGUGGCGCGGAUUCAACGUUGAAGAACAAACGAGGAAAAACACCGGUAGACGUGGCUUCUGGCACCUUAGAUCGCUCGUCCUUCAUCUCAGAUAAAUCUACCGAAGCUCGAUCAACCGUCAGUCAGCCUACAUCGCCGGCUGCAGGCAGUGCGGAGAGUUCCUGCAGCGGAAAUCCAAAGGCUGAAGAAAUCUUAGCGAGACGGUUGUUUGACCCCGGUAGUGGAGCGUCACUUGUCAGUGAAGAGCAACAACGUGAGCAGCACAGACCGACCGGAAGUUCCGCCAACACACCGACUGCUGUUGAGGACAGUGGAGCCCCCUGUGAGAUGCGGAGGACACCACCGCAAAACAAAGUUGACAGAUCGGGAACUGGGCAGUCUGGCGGCUCACCGCGGGUUACGCUGCGGUUGAACCAGGUGCGUAGCGCCAGGGAUGACAAGAAGAGUGGUACAGCCUCACGCCACGGUGUGACUAGCCAGUCUCAAAACAUGGAUGGAUCCAAAUCAUCAGCAUUAUCAGGGGGAAACCCGGCGGCGUCUGGGUCUGCCAAUAACAGUAGCGCAUCUGGAGAAAGUGGGGAUGUGUAUGAAUUCAAGAGUUCAAAAGAGGCGACACCAGUUCGAGGAGCGAGUACUUCACCAAACCCUGGUGACAAGGAUAAAGAUGCGGCGAAAGCAGCAGGGGUAUCUGGAAGUAAUGCUUCAGGGACCGUAAGUGCUUCGUCAGCGGCUGCUGAAAUCUCUGCCUCCAAUAUGGAUGAGGCUUCAGUCUCUGCAUCACCUGCUGCUAAACGCACAUUAGAAAGUGAUAAUCCUGAUGAGCAAGAUGAAGAAAAUCGUCGAAAGAAGAGAAAGGAAUCUGAGGGCACUAAGGACAAUCCUAAAGCUGUGGCAACUGGAAGACUGGCAGCUGGUAGAAAUAAUCCAACCAAUGAAAAGUGUACAAAACUCGGUAAACUGGGAGGAAACACUGCUGUAGGAAAAAACAAUCAAGCCACUUCCACUGCAAACGUUGAUCGUAAAAGUCCCAGUUCUUCUGCAGCUACUGGCAGUAGUCCAAAACCAGCUAGCAGCACGGUUGGUUCGACGAAUACAAAAGCAGCUACCCCAGCCCCCCCUGAAUCAGAUGGCGAAGACGAUCGAUCGAAAAGUUCUGAUUCAAAUUCUGCCCCAAAAGUUCCACCUUUGAAAAUAGUGAUACCACAGAGUACAGUGUCGGAACAAGAACAGGGAAAUAGAAAUGGAAAGAAUACAUCAAAUAGGAAUCACCAAUUGCCUUAUGUUGUCCCAAGCUCGAAUAGUAACGAUUCUACUGACAAAGAUCAAAAUCAAUCAGCCAGCGGAACGACGAGUCCCACUGAAGGCACUCCGUCUAAAAGCGAAGAAAAAAAAGACUUUACUGGAGCUCUACAUGGCGAAGAACGGUCUACACACCAUCAAAGAGUCCUUCGGAGUUCACACAGGUCUGGCAAUGGCGCCAACGGCUCGGUUAUCUCAAAGGAAACUGCCGGUGUUUCGUCGGGAAACGCCAGUUACUCAAACUCGUCUCCGCUUCCUGCAGCAGCGUCCUCAAACGACUGUUCGAACAAUUCAUCGCCUCAGCAGCGUCACAAUUCUCCGACCCCAGAAACCACCAGUUCGGAUACAACAAAAACGACUACAACCGAACAAACUUCAGUUCCCCACAGCACUUCGAAAACAACAACGACCAGUGAGAAACCGGAGAAAAACUCCGAAUCAAGCUCAAAGACGCAGAAAGACACUGAGAGUUCGGAUACUGCCUCAUCGACUCAGUCCACUUCAACUCCGAACACAACCGCGCCUCCUGCUACCGUUGAACUCCAUCCAAGAAAAAGAAAAAUGAAACCUAAUAAGGAAGCACAACAGGCUGCAGCCACGGCUGCUGCCAAUGAAGCUGCUGAAGCUGCUAAUAUAGGACCUGAAGUUCAUCCGCAUGAUCAGCCAAUCACCAAUUGUUAUCAAUUGUUUCUCAACAUCAGGAAACAGAUUGAGCGGCGAAGAAAAGGCCUUUUUCCUGUACAACCGAAACCACCUCAGGGUUUCAAAGACUAUUUAAUGAAUCGAUGCACUUAUGUGUUGGCUGGAAAUGCUAAUAAGGAACCUAACGUAAACCCGCCAGUUAGUUUGCAUUGUGCAAUGAAGGAUCUGUACGUGGAGCAGGAAAAGGAAAGGUAUCGUCUGAGAAUGCAACACGUAGUUGAAAAAGAAAAGUUGGUUUUGUCUGUGGAACAAGAAAUCCUCAGGGUGCAUGGCCGAGCUGCCAGAGCCUUGGCAAAUCAAUCACUUCCAUUUUCGGUUUGUACGAUUCUGAAAGAUGAAGAAGUGUACAAUGUAAUAACUCCUGAACAAGAAGAAAAAGACAGAAAUGCAAGAAGUCGGUACAAUGGACGAUUAUUUUUAAGCUGGCUUCAAGACGUUGAUGACAAGUGGGAAAAAAUUAAGGAAUCUAUGCUAUUGCGACAUCAUAACGAAGCAGAGUCUCUUCAUGCGGUGCAACGGAUGGAUUGGGAAUGGAAGAUGAAGGAAGUAGGUCUUUGUGAUUUCAAAGUUAGACCUCAAAUAGAAGAUCUUCACGUUCCCAUGGUCCACGUUUCCGACGACUUUGAUCUUCUUCCAGCAUAAUGAAUUCCAACCACAGCCACAUUGACGCUUUAUCAUUAUACAUACGCAUGAUUUUUGCAAAUUACAAUUUCAGAAACUUUGCCUCCAAGUAGCCUCGAGACAUUAUAGAAUGAAAUCUCGUGAAGAUAACUGUGAUAAGUCGGUCGUUAAUGCCAUUGUAAUCCUAUUCUGAAGAGACCGGUGUAUUACACACUAAGACAAAUUUUUAUGAAAAAUUAUACAAUUAUUCUUAAAACAUGACUUGUAUAAAUGAUUAUACAGUUGUAAAAAAUUCGUUUCUUCACGGACCGCAUAUUUUUCAAAUUCUUCAGUUAUCACAAGUGACCUUAUUUUUUUCAUCUCUUUACUGUACUAUUGCAAGUUCUUUCGAUUUAGAAAAAAUCAAUUCAAGUAAAAAAAUAUAAACAGUGUACGUUUUAACAAUUGCUAAGUAAUUUUUAAGUGUUUUUCUUUUUUGGCUCAAACUCACAAUUGAGUCAUUGUCGCAGAAAUUUUGGAAUUUACGUGACCCGAUUCGGAGUUCCAUAUAUCCAGCCGAUAUUUCCUAAACAAAUAAUUACGAUUCUAUCUCAUACUAUAGAAACAUUGUACUGGUUGUAUACUUCUUUCAGUAUCACGAUUUAUUGCUCGACUCGUACAACUUUUCUUUUCACGUAUACUUUUGCAAUACUUUUAUGGCACACUUUUAAUUUUUCCAUAAUAGUUGGUUACAGACAAUGAAAAGUUGUUAAGACUGAACUAUUUGGUAUAAGGCUAGCAGAUUUAACGAAUAUUAACUGCCAGUUCCAUUAAAAAAUAGCCAAACUCACGUGUACACCAGAAAGUCCAGAAUAUGUCAUAUGGAAAAUAACUGGCCAAUUUACGAUGAUCUCUUUAUAAAUAAUGUGUAACAGAUUACACAAUGUACAUAUUUUGUAAUUAUAGAAAUUAGAAACUGUAAUUAUUACCAUUGACAAAACUAUAAAUGGUAGUAAUGUAUUACUCACAAAUGUAAAUAGAAUGACGGUAACAACAGUGAAAACAAUAAUGUUAAUAGAUUAAGGAAUACAUCUUUGAUACAUAAAAAACGUGAAUCAAUAAAUAAUGUACUAUCUUUA